AUGGAGGCCGCCCGGGAUUACGCUGGAGCCUUCAUCAGGCCCCUGACAUUCAUGGGAUCACAGACCAAGAGGGUCCUGCUCACCCCCCUCAUGCGUCCUGCCCGCCCCUUCCGGGUCUCCACCCAUGACAGGAGCAGCCGCCGCGGGGUGAUGGCCAGCAGCCUGCAGGAACUGCUUAGCAAGACCCUGGACGCCCUCGUUAUCACCGCUGGGCUGGUCACGCUGGUGCUGGAGGAAGAUGGCACCGUGGUGGACACAGAAGAGUUCUUUCAGACCUUAGGAGACAACACACAUUUCAUGAUCUUGGAAGAAGGACAGAAGUGGACACCGGGUAGUAAUUAUGUCCCAGCUUGCCAGCAGCCGAAGAAAUCAGGAAUAGCCAAAGUCACCUUCGACUUAUACAAGCUGAAUCCCAAGGACUUCAUCGGCUGCCUCAACGUGCAGGCCACCAUGUACGAGAUGUACUCAGUGUCCUAUGACAUCCGGUGCACAGGACUCAAGGGCCUACUGAGGAGCCUGAUGCGGUUCCUGUCCUACUCCGCCCAGGUGACCGGACAGUUUCUCCUCUACAUGGGCACAUACAUGCUCCGAGUUCUGGGUGAUACGGAAGAGCAGCCUUCUCCUCGGUCCCACUCCAAGGCCCGAGUCACCUGUGGACAGGGACGCACUGCAGAGGGCUUGGCCGGCCUCCUGACCCGGACACUCCGGGCCAAGUGA
Molecule: messenger RNA, 717 nt
Organism: Cynocephalus volans (Philippine flying lemur)
Lineage: Eukaryota; Metazoa; Chordata; Mammalia; Dermoptera; Cynocephalidae
Gene: CIDEA
Product: cell death inducing DFFA like effector a
Exons: 5
Coding region: 1-717 (238 amino acids)
Biological process (GO): regulation of apoptotic process; apoptotic process; lipid storage
Cellular component (GO): lipid droplet
Source: RefSeq, a predicted model, not a curated record